Messenger RNA from Taeniopygia guttata (zebra finch), 6448 nucleotides. It is a transcript of the gene EPB41L3, whose product is annotated as erythrocyte membrane protein band 4.1 like 3. Gene Ontology annotation, molecular function: structural molecule activity; actin binding. Gene Ontology annotation, biological process: actomyosin structure organization; cortical actin cytoskeleton organization. NCBI's taxonomy places the organism in Eukaryota, Metazoa, Chordata, Aves, Passeriformes, Estrildidae. Gene Ontology annotation, cellular component: plasma membrane; cytoskeleton. The record is from RefSeq and is a predicted model, not a curated record.
UCUCUCCGGAGGAGCCUCGGCAGCCCUGAUUUGCUGGGGAGCGGCGGAGGCUCGCUCUGGGCAGAGCCGGGCUGCGCUGCCGCUGCUGACGCGUGGCCGCCGCCGCGCCGGGAGCAGCCCCGCGCCCGCCGCCCCCGCUGCGCUCCGCGGCCGAGGAACCUCCGCGCCGCUGCGGCCCCGCUGCCUGCGGUGCCCUCCCCGCAGCGGGGAGCUGAGGAAUAACCAACCAUGACUACCGAAUCGGGAUCAGACUCCGAGUCCAAGGAUAAAGAGCAGGAUCAGGAGGAGAGCCCUGCGCAGGAAGGGACGGCAGAGAGCCAGCCGCAGGAGCAGCAGCCUCAGCAGCCGAGUGAGGAACACCAGACUGCACUGGAGCAGUUCUCAGCUGUGGCAGCGCACAGCACGCCCGUGAGAAAGGAGCAGGCCACAGAGAAAGAACAGGAGUUUGCUGCUGCAAGUGCAAAACAGCUGGAAUACCAGCAGCUAGAGGACGACAAGCUCUCUCAAAAAUCUUCAUCUAGCAAACUUUCCAAGUCUCCUCUAAAGAUCGUCAAGAAACCGAAAAAUAUGCAAUGCAAAGUGACGCUCCUGGAUGGAUCGGAAUAUGCAUGUGAAGUAGAGAAACGUUCCAGAGGUCAAGUGCUAUUCGACAAAGUGUGCGAGCAUCUGAACCUUUUGGAAAAAGACUACUUUGGGCUAACAUACAGAGACACAGAAAACCAAAAGAAUUGGUUGGACCCUGCCAAGGAAAUCAAGAAGCAGAUCCGAAGUGGUGCUUGGCAGUUUGCAUUUAAUGUGAAAUUCUACCCUCCAGACCCUGCCCAGCUAUCUGAGGACAUUACCAGGUACUACCUCUGCUUGCAGCUGAGAGAUGACAUCGUUUCGGGACGGCUGCCCUGCUCGUUCGUCACACUGGCCCUGCUGGGCUCCUACACCGUGCAGUCAGAGCUCGGCGACUACGACCCCGACGAGUACGGCAGCGACUACAUCAGCGAGUUCCGCUUUGCGCCAAACCACACUAAAGAGUUGGAGGACAAAGUGAUUGAGCUGCACAAGAGCCACAGGGGAAUGACACCUGCAGAAGCUGAGAUGCAUUUCCUGGAGAAUGCCAAAAAACUAUCAAUGUAUGGAGUAGAUCUCCAUCAUGCCAAGGAUUCCGAAGGAGUGGAAAUCAUGCUAGGAGUCUGUGCAAGUGGACUCUUAAUAUAUCGAGACAGACUAAGAAUAAAUAGAUUUGCCUGGCCAAAGGUUUUGAAAAUUUCCUACAAGAGGAACAACUUCUACAUCAAAAUCCGACCAGGGGAGUUUGAGCAGUUUGAAAGCACUAUUGGGUUUAAGUUGCCAAAUCAUCGUGCUGCAAAGCGCUUAUGGAAAGUGUGUGUUGAACAUCAUACAUUUUUCAGGCUCCUGCUGCCAGAAGCACCUCCAAAGAAGUUCCUCACACUGGGCUCCAAGUUUCGAUACAGUGGCCGGACGCAGGCCCAGACGAGAAGAGCCAGUGCCCUCAUAGACCGUCCUGCACCGUACUUUGAGCGGUCCUCUAGUAAACGUUACACCAUGUCUCGCAGCUUAGAUGGGGCAUCAGUGAAUGAAAACCAUGAAAUGUACAUGAAGGAUUCUGUGUCUGCUGCAGAGGUUGGUACUGGCCAGUACGCCACAACAAAGGGCAUCUCUCAGACCAACUUGAUAACCACUGUGACUCCAGAGAAAAAGACAGAAGAGGACAAAGAUGAUGAAGAGGGCAAAAAGAAGAGAGCAGAGGAAGUCACCCCGAUUUCAGCAAUACGCCAUGACACCAAGCCAUCUUUGCUUGGCACUGACUCCCACCACUCCUCGCCAUCCUUUCAGCCUGGCCCCCAUGUAUCUUCAGCAAAGCUUCGCAGGAGAUGCAAGGAGAGCACUCGGACAAAGUCCUUAGGCUGUGAGGCCCCCAAAGAGAGUGCUCCAAAACACAGCGAGUUGGAGCCCGACUCUGACAGAAAGGGGCGAGUUUGCUCCGCCGAGCAAGACAUGGCUUUUGGCUACAAGCAAAAAGCUGGCAAAGGCGGAACACUGUUUUCCUUCUCCUUGCAACUUCCAGAGUCAUUUCCUUCCCUCCUGGAUGACGAUGGCUACCUGUCGCUCCCUAACCUCUCCGAAACCAACCUCCUGCCUGCCAGUGUGCAGCACUACCUCCCCAUCCGCUCCCCCUCCCUCGUGCCUUGCUUCCUCUUCAUUUUUUUCUUUCUGCUCUCUGCCUCUUUCUCAGUGCCAUACGCCCUCACUCUCUCCUUUCCUCUGGCUAUGUGCCUCUGCUACCUGGAGCCCAAGGCGGCCUCCUUGAGUGCCUCACUUGCCAAUGACCUGAGUGACAGUUCAGAGGAAGAGACUGACAGUGAGCAGACGGAUACUGCGGCUGAUGGUGAGACCACUGCCACCGAGUCGGAUCAAGAGGAGGACGGAGAUCUAAAGGCACAGAAUAGUCUGAUUAAGCGAAUACAGGGUGAAAAUGUGUAUGUCAAACAUAGUAAUCUUAUGUUAGAGGAUCUAGACAAAACCCAGGAAGAUCUGAUGAAACAUCAGACCAAUAUAAGCGAGUUGAAACGCACCUUCUUGGAAACCUCCACAGAAACAACUGUGUCUAAUGAGUGGGAGAAGAGGCUUUCCACAUCUCCCGUUCGGCUUGCAGCAAGGCAGGAGGAUGCUCCUAUGAUUGAACCACUAGUGCCUGAAGAGACCAAAGAAGAAACAGAAAAAUCAGAAAAACUCAUAUUUUUGCAGAAGGGAGGUACUACAUUCCUUGAAAUGCAGCCAAGUGUGAUAGAGAAGAAGCUGCAGGAAGGAGAAUCUGCUGGCACUUUGGUUACCUCUCAUCAAAUCAUUAUCCAGAAAAGUAUCCCAUCAUCCCUAGAGACUAAACAGUCCACCAGUGAAAAAACCUUGGACGGUUCAGAUAUCUUCACUUUAAUAGAGUCCGCCAGAAAACCAACUGAGUUCAUAGGAGGGGUUACUUCUACUUCCCAUACUUGGGCUCAGAGAAUAGAGACGACGACGUCUCAGGAGAUAACUUCCAGUGACAUGAAGCAAGCAGCUCAGCCGGAUCAGGAUACAGUGCAGAAGGUUGUACAGGAGACUGUAGUUGUCAAGGAGAGACAUGGGAUGGAGGUGCAUGCAGGCGGGGAUCCUGCUAAAGUGGCCGGACUUACGCUGGAUGCCCAGGCUGAGGCAGCGUCAGCGGUGGCUGCCGGCGUGAAAGGGAAGGAGGGCUCUGCUGGGACUGAGGGGGCGAAGGAGGAAAAAAGGGAGGAGGCUGGGAAAGCCCUAACCAAACAGGAAGGAGUCGCUACCCCUGCUUCAUGUGAGCAGGCAGAGGAGCACAGAACAACAGUCCAACUUUCAGAGUCUUUGGAAAGAAAACCUCAUUUUGAGUCGCCAGUCGUGAAGACUGAGACUAUAAGUUUCAGCAGUGUUCCCACUGGUGGGGAAACCCUUGAAAUUUCAACAAAGGAAGUGCCAGUAGUCCAUACAGAAACAAAAACCAUUACAUAUGAAUCUUCUCAGGUGGAUUGCGGUGCUGACUCUGAACCAGGUGUAUUGAUGAGUGCGCAAACGAUCACAUCUGAAACCACCAGCACUACAACUACUACACACAUCACCAAAACUGUGAAAGGUGGCAUCUCAGAGACAAGAAUUGAAAAACGAAUAGUCAUCACAGGAGAUGCAGAUAUUGAUCAUGAUCAGGCGCUGGCUCAGGCAAUUAAAGAAGCCAAAGAGCAGCACCCUGACAUGUCAGUGACCAAAGUAGUGGUACAUAAAGAGACAGAAAUCACACCAGAAGAUGGGGAGGAUUGACCACAGGAAUAACCUAGAAUGCAUAUGAAUCCAGACAUGCAUACCAGUAGGAAUACGAGAACCUAUACGGAGUCUCAGUUCCAACCUGACUGACUUGUAUCUGUCUAUGGAAAAUUUCAGUACAGAAGAAUUGAUCUUGACCUUAAUAAAGAAACUGACAGAGAUACCUUCCCAUAGAAAGCAAUCUGAAUCAGCAGCAGUUAAACAAUAUUGCAUGAAGCAACAAUAAAAUUACAGAAAAGCAGCAUUUUUAAUUUUCUUAAAAUGUCUAAGUUUUCAGCUUUACCUGCACGUUCAUAAACAAUAUAAACAGUGAUCUCAUGUAACACAUAAACAGUUCAUGCCUUUCACAGUUUCUGAAAGUCUAAACAAAUUAAAAUUUGUUAGGUGGCAAGUCUUUUGUUUACAGAUUGUAAAUGAAGAUUACCCCGAAAAUGCUAGAAGCUGUAUAGGUACUGUGUAUAAUGUUUUACCACACAUUAGAUGUGCCAAUAACACAGUUUAUUCAGUAAACAACUUGAAUCUUAUAUUUGUUUCAUCUGGUUUUAUUACUGCCCGAUAAACAAUGAUGAAUCUUUACUCUUAUCAAAACAUAUAAAUGCUUACAAAGUGUGCUUUGUAUACCUGACUGAACACCUUAUGAGGUAGUAAUGAUUUUAGUAUAUUAACUCUAAUGAUUUUUGUCAGCAUUGUUCAGAGUCAGCUUCCAGUCACCCUUCACAGAUCCUAAUCUUGUAAAUUAUAUGUAGUUAUUUUGGAGAAAAAAAAAAAAUCUGUAUUUUACUUAGUUUGCAGCUUUAGAAAAUUAUUAAUCUGAAAUAACCAUGAUGGUUUUCUAUUGAUUUCCCUUUUGUUCUCAGAGGAAAAAAAAAAAAAAAUCUGUUUGAGAAUCUGGCCAGCAUUUGCUAUCUAGUUCUGAGUCAAGCCUUAACCUGUACAGAACGUCCACUGAAAACUCGCUAGUGUCCAGCUCUAAUACCCACGGAAGGGAUAGCGUCCAUUACACUGUCAGCUGCAUCACAACACAUGGUGAAUGUAUGUUUCUGCAUAGUGAAAUAAAAGUGGUAAAUGCAUCUGAAAUCGUAUUGUUCUGUGUCUAAAAGCACCUAGUGGUCUUUAGUAUUCAAAACAUCAAAAUGUUAUGUUUGUAAGACACCACAGGUUUUACUCAUGUGCACAGUAGAUGUGUUUCAUCUUCAGUGGCUGACACUGCACAGUGCAGACAGUGGGAGUUAGUGGAGAAUCCAAAGGGAUGACAGUGUUCACCUUUGGGCAUAUGACGUUUGCAAAGGAAAAGGACUGUUUGGUUCCUUCUGUUUUCUCUGGUUGUGUAACAUUUCACCAAAGCUAAAUGAAGAAUUUUGUUGUUGCUUAGAAAGUAAAGGCCAGUAGCGCUUGAUCCAGACCCACCCUCUUUUUGUACUUUGCCUCUGAAACAUGGAUAAAAUUCUCUUUAAGGCCGUAUUACUUACUGGUUCCUUUUUUUUUUUUUUUUUUUUUUUUCCCCACUCCUUUGCUGCAUCUCACUGACACUCCCCUGGUAGUUUAAGAGAAAUUUGUAAUGAUUAGUUCACCCUUCAAUCUGUAUUUCCUUGCAGGAUUGAAAGGCCGUGGGUACAAGCAGACUUUUCAGGACAUAAAGGGCCAAAUUUGCCCUUCAUUGUUUACACGGGGCUCCCUCCCAUUGAAGUUAAUGGAUUUGCCUUCAGUGGAGAGCAGGAUUUGACCCGGUGACUUGUUAAUAAAUGUUUAUUUUCAUAAUUUAGAAAGAAAAAUAGUAUAUAUAGAGAGAAUAACCUGUAGAUAAUAAUUAAAAGUAAUAUCCCAAGGCUUUUAAAGCUUUGCCCUUAGUCUCCAAAGCAUCUUCCUUCCACCAGCCAUUCUUCAUGCCUUUAAAUAUGGAGUGCUAAUGAUGUAAUCCCUCCCCACAUUGUUACCUCUCACCUAAGAACCCACAAAGCUGACCGUCUGUUGUGAUCUUUAAUGGCCCUCUCCUCCUCCUCCUCCUCCUCCUCCUAGUCCAAGUCCAUCUCUGUUCUCAUCCCCCUGAGUGACAGUAGGCUCAGCUCUCUGGUGCUGCUGGUGCCCAGAGGCUGUCAGGAGUGGAGGAGGUCCUCACCCUGUGCUGGCCGAUGGCGCACCGGGUCCUCACUACUGCAUCAGGAGUUUAAAAAUAAACUCUGAAGCCAUAUUGAUCCUCCUUCAGGUGCCCCUCAUGUUGUCAGCUAAGGAACAGCAUUGUUUACCUCAGAGAGACACAAGGUGAUCGCACAGCCUUCUCUCCAGAGUUAGCAUUAUAUUUUAGCAUGGCUUGAGGAGAUUGUACUCUGGUGAUCCUGCACAGUAUGUACGCUGUCUAAAGAUAUUGCAUUGUAGGAAGUUAGUCUCCUUGGAAAGGACAUUUGCCACUAAGAUACCGCCUAAGCGCAUAUAAACUAUGAGGAGAUGGGAGUGGACAGGCAAGGACACCUCAGUGCCACUGUUGGUAGUAGACCCUUGUUUGGGGGAUGGUUCCUGGAAGUGAUAGCUUUGGAUUUUGUUAGAAACUGUUUCUUGGGUUGUCUGCCUAAUGCUGUGCCACAUGAAAUAAAGAGCACCUGCCUGUUUCUACCAACCA